CCAGCGCGCUUCACUUCCGAUCAGCUGAGGUUCAGCUGACGCCGCUCCGUUUGUUUACAACUCGCCAGCGGGCACAGGGGCUGUAAUCGCAUUUUUUUGGACGAUAUUCACAUUUGUAAUAAUUUAAUUUGUAUAAUUCGGACCAAUCGUGCUUCGCAGUGUGAAAAAAUUGCUGCUGAAAUGUAAAAACACAGCUGAUCCGACGUGCUUUGGGAUUUAAUGCUCAAAAUAAUAUCAAUUAUUAAAAAAUGAAAAACGUAACUCUGAAAAUAACAAGCGGAAUAUUUAAUCUUAUUCAUAAAAACGGAUAUGAUCUUGUAAUAUAGGCAAAACAGCAGGGAUCUGGUUCGGUCUAAAAUGUGCAGCUGUUUGUUUCAGUUGUUUACAAGCAUAAAUGUUAAUUAAAUAAUUAAGACACGUGUUACAUCUGAUAAAAUGUAUUCAAAACGAGUCACAGUCUGAUUUGUGCCUUGCGUGUGCCAUGCGGCUUAUUUGUGUCAGAUGAGUUUCAAUAAAGUUUCGCGUUUUGAACCAUCAUGGCGACGUACACGGUCCCUGCAGCUGUCAGAUGCUCACUAAAUGUUUUAUUAAGAGACACUGUUCUGACCUCUAAGAUAAUUUGCCGACUGUCAGUUAUCUGCACCGGAAAAGGUUACACCAGUUGGAGGACAUGCAGUUCAUCCGCAUCAUCCUGCUCCUCUCCUGCAGCAGAUAUCAGUGCCCUCAGUGGACACUAUGAUCGCCUGGUUCAGUCUGGCUCUCUGAGGAAAGAUGCUGAGCAAGGAAAAGUUCUCAGGCAGCUGGGUGAGCUGCAGCACAUCCUUAAGAACUACAGUAACAGCGUGUACUUGAACCCACCUCCACCGAGGCUUGACUCUAAAGAUGACGGCAGUCAGCUUCCAAAACAUAAAGAGCCCCACGUCACAACAGCUGGAAACAAAUGUGGAGGCUCUGCUGCCGAGGAGGAACCAGCUCCAGCACCACCUCCGCCUCCACCCCCACCCAAAGGCUUCUAUAUCUAUGGAGAUGUUGGCACAGGGAAGACCAUGCUCAUGGAUAUGUUUUACUCCCGGGUGGAAAACACUCAUAAAAAGAGAGUCCACUUCAACGGCUUCAUGUUGGACAUCCACAAAAGGAUCCAUCGGAGGAAACAAAGCCUGCCAAAACGAAGGCUAGGGAAAAUGUUCACCUAUGACCCCAUAUCGCCGGUUGCCAUGGAGAUCAGCAAUGAAACCUGCCUCUUGUGUUUUGACGAGUUUCAGGUGACAGACAUUGCUGAUGCCAUGAUCCUGAAGCAGCUGUUCGAGACGCUGUUCAAGACUGGAGUGGUGGUGGUGGCCACCUCCAACAGAGCCCCUGAUGAUCUGUACAAAAACGGACUUCAGAGGGACACCUUCCUACCUUUCAUCGACAUGCUGAAGGAGUACUGCCACACCAUCUGCCUAGAUGCGGGGAUUGACUACAGGAGGCUGGACAGCGCUGCAGCAUGGAAACUCUACUAUCUCUCAGGGGAGCCUGGUGCGGAGACCUUCUUGGAUGCGCUUUUCGAGGAGCUGGCCUUAAGUCAAAAGAGUGUUACCGGCCCUAGGACGCUCACAGUGCUGGGCAGAGACGUCACUCUGGCAAAGACCUGUGGCUCCAUCGCCGACUGUACUUUUGAUGAGCUGUGUGGCAGACCUCUUGGUGCCAGUGACUACCUGGAAAUAGCACAGCACUUUGACACCGUAUUCAUCCGCCAUGUUCCCGUCCUGACUCUGACCCUCAAGGACCAGGCUAGACGCUUCACCACCCUCAUAGACAGCUUCUACGACAACAAGGUGAGAGUGGUACUGCUGGCGGCCUCUCCUUUGGACCGGUUGUUUGUCCACACAGGAGGGGACAAUGAGAGGGACAGACAACUGCUGGAUGACCUUGGCCUCAGCGGGGACGCAGCGGAGCACCUGACUCUGUUCACAGCCGAGGAGGAGAUCUUUGCCUCCCAGAGGACCGUCUCCAGACUGAUGGAGAUGCAGACGGAGUCAUACUGGAUUAGAGGAGACCGCAGUCACAGCAAGAAACACACCAACACCUGACAUCCACUCCUGACUGCCUGACAGUCAUAUAUACCUCCAGACAACACAGUACCUCACCAACUACUGACACUACGCAAGAGGAGGUCCUGUUUAAUAACAGAAAAGGCCCCAGUAUAUGCAGGAAGCAGCAAAGUAAAUAUAUAACAAAACUAGAUUCGAUCAGACUUCCCUUCAUCUUAUACAUCUGUUACCCCAUUUUACUGUUCGGUCCUCUUCUCAGAGGUGUGCUCUCUCCCCCUUGUGGACUGUUUAUUUUUAAGAAUAUGAAAACCUCUUCAACGUGUGUGAACCACAAGGCAAACAGGUGCUCACUUCAGGGAGAGGAGAGGAGCCAAGUGUCCGUCAGAGUAGUUGGCUACUGCCCUCUAGUGGGUGAAUGACAGAAAGGUCAAAUAUUCUCAAUGAAACAAUAUCUGUCUCUGUGCAGCUUUGAAUGAAACCUUUACUAUAUAAAGCCCGGUAUCAAUUUAAAAUGAUUUUCAUGAUGUAAUUCCAUCCAUGAAGGUCAGCAGCUGUUAGAUUAUCAUUGAUGUAUUCCAGGUUUGGAUUCUUAAUCAAGAAGAAGUCGUCUUGAUUUUGAUGGUUUGACUACUGUUUUUUUUUUUUUUUUUUAAACUGUACUAACUGAGAGGGGAAAUGUGUCUUGCAUUAUUACAGUGAUUAUCAUACACAACUUUAAACUUUGCAGUAAAACUAAUACAAUAUAAUAAAACUGUGAAAACAAACAGUUCUGAAGGGGGUCGUGCAGAUUUGUACAAAAGAUCAACAAUUGAAUCUGAUUUAAAAAAUGCACACCGACACAAAAAAAUAUGCAUAAGACAUGAUACCAAAAAACGCCCCUUCAGUUGCUAAAACUUAAACUUUAUUUUAAAGGAACAGUGUGUAAGAUAGAGGGGGAUUUAAUGGCAUCUAGCAGUGAGGGUUGCAGAUUUCAAUCAGCUGAAACUUGUCCCAGUUCGAAUUCCUUCAGUUUUCAUUGCUCAGAAGGUUUUUUCGGGGAGCUGAAUUAUCCACAUGGGUGUCCUCCUCUCCAAAACACAUGGCCUAGCUGAUGUAAACUGGUAAAAACACUGAAUAAAGCAGUUUAACAUCACAAAUCAGUGUUUCAGGACAUCUCAGACAGGCUACUAGUCCAGCACCUACUCAUAUGUGCUAACCUUCGCCCUGAGCCACACAUUCGGGAGGUUUUUACCAGGAGCUGAAUUAUCCACAGAGGUCUCUCUUCUCCAAACCAAACUGAUUAAAACUGGCAAAACACUGAAUAAACCAGUUUCACAUUACAAAGCAGUGUUUUUCCAACACUGCUUGAUACUCACUACAGUGGCCAACGCGAAACUGUGAAUGGCCCCCUCUAAAGCCAGUGUUUGGUUUGUCUGUUCUGGGCUACUGUAGAAACAAGGCAGCGCAACAUGGCAGACUCCAUAGACGAGGACCCGAUCCUUAAAUAGAUAUAAACGGCUCAUUCUAAAGCAACAAAAACACAACAGUUCUUAUUCUCAGGUGAUUAUACCCCAAACAAAACAUUUUUUAUUAUAUUGUUUUUAUUUUAUUCCAGUAUAUCUCCCUAAAUCCUACACAGUGGACCUUUCAUUGCAAAAGGUAAAAAAAAAAAAAAAAAAAAAAAAAAACUUUUUUGGGUCAUAUUAAAUGAAAUGUUUUCUUUUUGCAUCUGAGGAACUUUUUUGGAUGAUAUGGAACAAAAAUAAAUAAAUACUGGAGCCAUGCAAAAAUAAUAUUGCACAAUAUAGAUUCUGUUGUAGUGUGUUUUUAUGAUUCUCUGUCUAAUUUAACACAUGAAAAACUAACAUUGUGUCAGCCAAAAUAACCGCAACAUUAAAGCUGUAAUAUAGUUUAAAGCAGUAGUUCCCACUUGUUGGGUCGUGGUCCAAAAGUGGGUCAUGGACCAUUCGGAAUGGACCACAAAUGACUCCCAAAGGUGUCAAGUUUGUUAUAAACAAAUUUUAUUUUUAAGUACAGUGUAUUUCAGGCACAGAGUUUUGUGGUGAAAUGCUGUUUCCUGCUGUAGAGUGAGUGACUAAUGGACAGAUACUGAACAGAGACAGCAAACUAGCUCUACGGCAUGGUGAUGUAUGUAGUAUGAUGCUAAAUAUGUUAAACUGUGUGGACCUCAAACUAAUGACUAAGGAGAAAUCUUGACCCUGGAGCUGGAACAGUUGGGAACCAGUGAUUUAAAGUAUACUGGGUAAUCUCAUUCAGUAUUCAUAUGCUCACAUUGUGAUGCUGAUGUUGAUACAAUAUAUUACUCAAGCCUUAUAAACACCUUCCUAGCUCUUCAUCUGCACAGUGUAUUAUGUGGUUACAGAUAGACAUUUUUACCGUCUUACUGUGUUGUGUUGAUACUUCUUCCUGUUUGCCAGUAGGUGGCAGCAGAGGGUAAUCAAUUGUUACAAGGUUUGUUAUUGCGUCCAUCUGAGGAUGAGGUCAUCCUAGUGCACCACUCCAGCCUGGACCAGCCCGCCCUGACAACUACAGUGAGAACUGUGAGCAGCACCUACAGAAUCCAAGCCAAGAGCGUUACAUAAGAUUCUGUGUCUGCACCAAGUAGCAACAGUACAAAAACACCACAGUAAAAACAAAACUCAUUAUAUUCAGAGACAGUGAACGACUCAGCGUGUGUGUGUGUGCAGGUGUGUGGGUGUGCGCACGGAUGCAUGCACGACGUGUAUCAUUAAAAAGCGCUUGAGUGGGUAGCACGGCCCCCAAGACUUUUCCACCAUAACUGUCAAUUAAAGGAAAAUCAAUCACGCCCAUAUGCCAAGGCCCCUAAUCCAAUCAGAGCACUAUGCUGCUUGGGGGAAACAUCAGACACAAACAGAAAUGGCCGCCGUGCUUUGUGAUUGUCUUAAUUGGGUGACUCACGCUGGCUUAGAGGGGUGGUCGCAGUCUGCACCCUCUCUGGACCACAGUCUUGACACCCCAUGCUGACACAGGGAAGAUGGAGCAGCUCACCCUUUGACGCUUUCUCAUUGUCUUAUCAGUUAAAAUGGGAACAGAUGUGAAUAAAAAUAUUAAUAGUAUGGCUUCUGCUUUUACAGUCAGUCUAAGCAAAGUUGGAUAAAUCACAAGAAGUCUUAAAAUGUGCAUUAUAGGUUUGUAAGGCUUUGAUGUUAGAAGGUCUGUCAAACAUGGAUGAAAUGGAGUUGUCAUAGGGCAGAGUUUUGUUGCUCUAACCUGAAAUAGGUCACUAAGUGUGUAAGUGUUAAAUGAGUUCCUGGUAAAGAAAAAACGUAAUAAAACAA
Molecule: messenger RNA, 5332 nt
Organism: Epinephelus fuscoguttatus (brown-marbled grouper)
Lineage: Eukaryota; Metazoa; Chordata; Actinopteri; Perciformes; Serranidae
Gene: afg1lb
Product: AFG1 like ATPase b
Exons: 13
Coding region: 537-2072 (511 amino acids)
Cellular component (GO): mitochondrion; cytoplasm
Molecular function (GO): ATP hydrolysis activity; ATP binding
Source: RefSeq, a predicted model, not a curated record